Molecule: messenger RNA, 1139 nt
Organism: Rhododendron vialii
Lineage: Eukaryota; Viridiplantae; Streptophyta; Magnoliopsida; Ericales; Ericaceae
Exons: 2
Coding region: 217-1047 (276 amino acids)
Source: RefSeq, a predicted model, not a curated record
UUAUUUCCAGGCAUUACUCCGUUUUUCGUGGGUUAAAACUCUUAAAUGGAAUCUCUGUAUAUUCCCCAUAACGGUUUCCUUACUAGUAACGGAAAUUAGCUCCAAUAUACAUUCCUCUCUCCCUGUGUUACAUAUACACACCCGCAACAACCUUCUCUCUCUCUCUCUCUCUCUCUCUCUCUCUCUCUCUCUCUCUUUUGAUUUGGGUGAGCAUCAAUGGCGAAGGAGCAGGUAGAUAGAGUAGAGUCUCCUCCUCCUCCUUCUGUAGGGAAUGAUAGUAACAAAUCUCAAGGACUCACCGAAAACCUUGUGUGCCUAGCUUUCUGGAUCGAACGAGGCGCUGCAGCCUUUCUAGUGUUAUCGUUCUACCGGUUUCCCCCAAACGUCUGGGGCAGCAUCUUGUUUAUAGCCGUCAGCCUUCUUAUUCUCUCCAACUCUCUCUACCUCAUUGCGCUCUUCUCCUCACUUCUACAGAUGGCUAACGAUCGGAUUGAUGCAAAUGCAAGUGAAGUUGCAGUAAUCGGAUCCGCGACAUUAGUGAUAGCUAUCGGGGUUGCAAUCAUUGAAACUUUAAGAUUUGGGAGCCUUGCCGGAGGCGCGAUUUCAGUGAUGCCUAUCGGAGCUGCAGUACUCGGAGCUGCACUCCAAGCAAAAGACGAAAGGAACAACAAAAUAGACAAGGAAAAUACCGAACAACAGGAAGCUAAACUUGAUCUUAGCUCGAAGGAAUCAAAGGAAGAAGUGCAAGCAAAAGAAGAAAGGAACGACAUAAUAGACGAGGAGUUUACCGGACAACAGAAAGCUAAACUCGAAGUUAGUUUGAAGGAAUCAAAGGAAGAAUUAAGGAGGAGGAGGAGUUGUACUAGUGAAGAAUUUCAGAGCUUGGAAGCUAAAUACCAUGCCAAGUACGAAAUCCUACUUCAAAAGUGCAUUGAUAAGUGCCAUGGAUGGGAGGAAGAGAGAAGCCAACUGAUGAAAGAGCUUGGUGCUGCUAGGGCAUCAUCUGAAAUCUACAGAGAGCUUCUUCAUGGUUCAGAUGAUUUUUAACCUUAAUAAUUAGUAAUUUUCAUUCUUAAUUAGUUGCUUACUACCUUUUUGCAUCUUCUUGUUCUGCUCAAUUUUUUUGGUCAAGCUUGUUC